AAAAAAGAAAAAAGAACUCACACAGUCUAGGGUGGGUCUGCUCGCUGCUUACAAGGAGAGGCACUCUUGCAUUCAUGGUGGUGUAGAGAUAACCUGAGCACUUUUUUUUCACCCCUUUUCCCCUUGGCUUUUGCACAGAAGGAAGACUCAUGUCAUUGCUAUAGACAUGAUGAUCUCUAGGCAUCAGAGGACUUUCUUUUUUCUGAUUUCAACUGCUCUGGUUUUGAUUAUUUCAUGUCAGGACGAAGAUGAGAAGGAUUGUAUUGCAGACGGUCAGACAUACAACAACAAGGACAUUUGGAAGCCGGAGCCAUGUCGAAUUUGUGCCUGCGACAACGGUCGCGUCAUCUGCGAUGAAAUCCAGUGUGAAGAGCUGAGAAACUGUGAUGGGGUGAUCAUCCCAGAAGGGGAGUGUUGCCCUGUUUGUCAGGGUGAUAGCCCCGAUCAAGUAGGCAAUGGUCGAGUCGCUAAGGGCCAGAAAGGAGAACCUGGAGAUGUUCCACUAGUGACAGGCAUCAGAGGACGCCCUGGACCCAUGGGUCCUCCAGGCUCUCCAGGAGACAGAGGACUGCGCGGGCACAAAGGAAGGCCUGGAUUGCGAGGCCCUCCAGGCUUUGAUGGAGAGCCUGGUAUACCCGGUCAGCCUGGUGAACCGGGACCCCCAGGUCCUCCUCCACAACAUGGAGUGGGAGGCUACAUGGCAGAAGGAUUUGGUGGGAAAACUGGACCUCAAGCCAUGCUGAAUGGAGCAAGGGGAGAGGCUGGAACAAGAGGACCUCCUGGACCAAACGGUUCACCUGGUCAAGCUGGACCACAAGGAUCUCCUGGAGAUGUUGGUGAACCAGGACACAUGGGACCACCUGGCCAAAGGGGACCUGAGGGGCCUCCAGGGAAACCAGGAGAAGAUGGAGAAGCGGGUAAAGCAGGAAACCCUGGAGAGGUUGGAUUCCCAGGAUCAGCAGGUCCCAGAGGAUUUCCUGGUACACCAGGACCCCCUGGCAUUAAGGGUCACAGAGGUCAUGCUGGACCAAUCGGCUUAAAAGGCGAAACUGGAUCAGUUGGAUCAAAGGGUGCCACAGGGGGCCGUGGUCCGAUGGGAGCACCAGGGCCAAUGGGUCCUGCUGGGAUGCCUGGGGAGAGAGGACGUCCUGGACCCAGCGGUGUUCCAGGUAAACGAGGCUCACCUGGAAAUCUGGGGAAGCCUGGUCCAAUGGGUCCUUUGGGUCUCAGUGGCCCACCUGGAUAUCCGGGAACUCCUGGCAUGAAGGGACAACCUGGUCCCACUGGUGUGCGUGGUCCAGAAGGCCCACAGGGGCAGAGAGGAGAGACAGGUCGUCAGGGUUCCCCUGGACCAGUUGGCCUAAGGGGUCCCGUGGGAGGAGAUGGGGGCCCUGGUACCAAAGGACCAGUGGGUAAUGUUGGUCCCCAAGGUCCAGGAGGCCAUUCUGGACCUCCUGGUCCACCAGGACCUCAGGGAAGCACCGGUCAACCUGGUAUCAAAGGACAAGGGGGAGAUGUUGGUGUACCAGGUUUUAAAGGAGAUGCUGGACCUAAAGGAGAACCUGGUCCACCAGGCUCUCAGGGUGUGAUUGGACCUCAGGGGGAGGAAGGAAAGCGAGGGCUACGUGGGGACCCAGGGUCUGUUGGCCCGAUUGGUCCUGUUGGAGAAAGAGGAGCUCCUGGAAACAGGGGAUUCCCUGGUGCCGAUGGUCUGCCAGGACCUAAGGGUGCUCAAGGAGAUCGUGGCACGUCAGGCCCACCAGGGCCUAAAGGUUCUUUAGGAGACCCAGGUCGUCCAGGAGAACCUGGUUUACCAGGUGCAAGGGGUCUUACUGGAACACCUGGUGUCCAGGGAGCAGAAGGAAAGCCAGGACCACUGGGGGCCCCAGGCGAAGAUGGUCGUCCAGGCCCAGCAGGGUCCAUUGGAAACAGAGGACCUGCAGGAACCAUGGGAGUGCCAGGCCCCAAAGGCUUCAGUGGUGAUCAAGGAAAAACUGGUGAACAAGGAUCUGCAGGAGUGCCAGGUCAAAGAGGUCCUCCAGGAAAAGAUGGAGAAGUUGGCCCUGCAGGUCCUCCUGGCCCAUCUGGUGUAGCAGGAGAAAGAGGAGAGCAGGGACCACCAGGUGUAAACGGAUUUCAGGGUCUACCUGGUAACCAAGGUCCUCCUGGAGAACCUGGUAAACCAGGUGAUCAGGGCAUUCCCGGAGAGCUUGGUCCUGUGGGUCAAGUUGGACCAAGGGGAGAGCGUGGUAUUCCUGGGGAAAGAGGAGAACUGGGCUCAAGUGGCCUGCAAGGACCUAAAGGUAUUCCAGGUGCACCAGGUCCAGAUGGACCAAAGGGUAGCCCUGGCCCCACUGGUGCUUUGGGUGACAUGGGACCCCCUGGUCUUCAGGGAAUGCCAGGAGAGAGAGGCAUCUCUGGUCCUCCUGGACCAAAAGGUGACAGAGGAGCAAUUGGUGAAAAGGGAUCAGAGGGUACGCCUGGAAAUGAUGGUGCAAGAGGAACCCCUGGACCUGUUGGUCCAGCAGGACCCGCUGGACCAAGUGGUGAAAAGGGAGAACCUGGACCCAAAGGACCCCUUGGACCUCCAGGGUCUAGAGGAAUACAUGGAGCAAGAGGUGACCCUGGACCAAUUGGUGCUGUUGGAUUUGCUGGACCCCCUGGUCCUGAUGGCCAACCAGGAGUCAAGGGAGAACCUGGAGAGCAAGGACAGAAAGGAGAUGCUGGGUCUCCUGGACCACAGGGCUUAGCUGGUGCUCAUGGACCUCAUGGUCCAGUUGGUGUCGCUGGAUUAAAAGGAGGAAGAGGAACACAAGGUGCACCGGGUCCCACUGGUUUCCCUGGGUCUGCUGGACGAGUCGGACCACCUGGCCCAACCGGUCCUGUUGGAGAAGCUGGGGCCCCUGGACCACCAGGAAAAGAGGGUCCUCCUGGUCUUCGUGGAGAUCAUGGACCUCCUGGAAGACAAGGCGAGCGAGGACCUGCAGGACCACCGGGUAGCCCAGGAGACAAAGGAGAUGGUGGAGAAGAUGGCCCCACGGGUCCAGAUGGUCCUCCCGGUCCAGCUGGUACCACAGGACAGAGAGGCAUUGUUGGUCUUCCAGGCCAAAGAGGAGAACGUGGUAUGCCAGGACUUCCAGGACCAGGGGGUCCACCAGGAAAGCAGGGAGCCCCAGGACCAUCUGGAGACAAAGGCCCUUCAGGUCCAGUUGGUGUUCCAGGUGCUACCGGACCCCGUGGAGAUCCUGGUCCUGAGGGACCUGCAGGAACUGAUGGGCCCCCAGGAAAAGAUGGUCUUCCUGGACAAAGGGGAGACAGAGGAGAUCUUGGUCCAGAGGGCUUAAUUGGUCCUCAGGGACUUCCUGGACCUAAUGGCCCCGUUGGAGCACCAGGUGAUCCAGGAAAGAGGGGAGAACCUGGCUCAAGAGGACCUCAAGGCCCACCUGGACAAGCUGGGAAGAGAGGACUGGGGGGACCUCAAGGACCAAGAGGAGACAAAGGAGACCUUGGGGAUCAUGGAGAGAGAGGCCAGAAGGGACACAGAGGCUUCACCGGUCUACAGGGUCUUCCUGGACCUCCUGGUACCACUGGUGAACAAGGAGCUCCAGGCAUUGUUGGACCAGGUGGUCCUAGGGGGCCUCCUGGACCUGUUGGGCCUCCUGGAAAGGAAGGAUAUAUGGGCCAGUCAGGGCCAAUGGGACCUCCAGGAACCCGUGGACUCAGUGGAGAAAUAGGACCAGAGGGCCCUCCUGGUGAACCUGGGCCUCCUGGCCCUCCCGGUCCCCCUGGACCUCCUAUAGCAGCUAUGGAUGACCUGUUCGCAGGCCUUCAUGAUUAUGACUCCGGGAUACCUCCUCCACCCGAGUUCAGCGAAGACGAGGCUAUGCCCAACUCCAACUCCACCACUAUCGUGCCCAUCGAUCCUGGAGUUCAGGCCACUUUGAAGGCUCUCAGCAGCCAGAUCGACAGCAUGAAGAGCCCCGACGGCAGCAAGAAACACCCUGCCAGGACCUGUGAUGACCUGAAGAGGUGCUACCCAAUGAAGAAGAGCGGAGAAUACUGGGUAGAUCCAAACCAAGGCAGUGCAGAGGAUGCCAUCAAAGUGCACUGCAACAUGGACACUGGAGAGACAUGCAUUUCUGCCAACCCGUCCAGCAUACCUCGUAAAGUGUGGUGGAGCUCUUCCAGGAACAAACCUGUGUGGUUUGGAGCAGACAUCAACCGAGGGACCCAUUUCACUUAUGGCAACCAGGAUCAGCCGGUAAACUCUGUCACAGUGCAGAUGACCUUCAUCCGACUGCUGUCCAAAGAGGCCUCGCAGACCAUCACUUACCACUGCAAGAACUCUGUGGCCUACAAGGACCAAAAAAAUGGUAACUUGAAGAAAGCAGCCAUCCUCAAGGGCUCCAAUGACCUGGAGCUGAAAGCAGAGGGGAACAACCGCUUCAGAUACACAGUGCUGGAGGAUUCCUGCACGCAAUCAAAUGGCAACUGGGGCAAGACAGUGUUUGAGUACAGGACACAGAAAACUGCCAGACUCCCCAUUGUGGAUAUUGCCCCCGUGGACAUUGGUGGCCCCGAUCAGGAAUUCGGCAUUGAUAUCGGGCCAGUGUGCUUCUUGUAGAGCCGCCAGGAAGGACAAGUGGAGGACUUUCUGGGGACAGUUGAACUGCCGGCUGAUGGGAUCAGCUGCAUUGUACAUAGAAGUACUGAGGACUGUUCCAGCCCUGUGGCGAGAUAUUUAUUGUGCCUUUUCAAGCCCAGUUUGAGACAACAAAGAUUUGGGAGUUAGCUAAAGUGUUUGAAAUUUCUAGAAAAAUUUUUCUUAAAGUUUCACUCAUCCAUCUCUUGUAAGCUUAAGCUUCAGCAGUUGUGAGUUGAAUCUUUUUAUAUAUUUAAAAAAAAUAAUGCCAAAGGAUAAAAAAAAUUGGAAAAAAUGUCUUGUAAUUAGCAUACGACUAAAGUCGCUUUGAGUCUGCAUCCCAUCGCUACAAUUCCUUUCACUGAUAUUUCCUGUAAAAUUGAUCACAUUCUUUAAAUAUGGUGCUAUGAGGAGAAUCACAGUUGCUGAUGAGUUCGCAGAUGCAGUGUUGGUUAUCUGAUGUCCAGAUAUUUUGAGCUCUGUGCCCACCACAAAGAAGAUCGGUACUGUCGACUGCUCGGUGUUAGCUACCUCAUCGCCUAAACUGACAAAACAAUGACAACCCCAUGCAAGCCUUCUCUGCACCAGGUGCUGUUUGUGUAAGUAGUGUGAUCUUUCUGUCUGUGUGGUACAGGACAGGCUCUGGUCAAUAAAGAUCUUUUUUGUCAACUGUGGAGGGAUAAAUGAGGUGGUGUGUGCUGAUGGGUAACUUUUUUCUUUUCUUUUUUUUUUUUUUUUUACAUACGAUACAGUAACAGAUAGUGCAUUAUAUCCCCUUUUUAUGCAUGCCGGCUCUCCCUUUGCAGUGUCUGUGUGCCUGAAAGCCUUUUUAUAGAGCAAAAUAGCUUUGAGCGGCUGUUUGGUUUUUUUUUUUGUUUUUUUUUUGCUAUGCAACAAAUUAAAGCAAAUGCUUGUUAAUCCCCCCAA
Molecule: messenger RNA, 5569 nt
Organism: Oryzias latipes (Japanese medaka)
Lineage: Eukaryota; Metazoa; Chordata; Actinopteri; Beloniformes; Adrianichthyidae
Source: RefSeq, a predicted model, not a curated record